AUGCUACUACCUUCAAACAUCAAAUUUGUUUUCCCAGAUAAAUUAAAAAAAUAAACCUACUAUGGAACAAGAAUAAAUGAAUUUUUUGAAGAAGGACUUAUUUAAAAAACUAAAAGAUUUAAACUAUGGAAAAGGAUCUUGUUUAGAAUAAAAGAGAAGUUUAAAUAAGUAUUAAAAAAAAUAGCUAUUUAAUUUAUAAUUCUCUUAAAGAAAUAAGUUCAAAAAGUACAAAAUGCUACCUAAUAAUUGAACAAUGAAUUUAGAAAACUAGAGGGAGAAUUUUAAAGAUACGAAAAAACCAAUAAAAAAACAGAUUAGAAUUUCUUUCUUUUGAUCAUUGGAAAAUAAAAACAGAGGAGAUUGAUAAUAAUUGAAAUUAGAAAUUAAAUUCAGAAUGGGAAACCAAAAGAAUUGAAAAUUCAAUAAAAAUACUGA
This is a messenger RNA of Paramecium tetraurelia, 435 nucleotides long. RefSeq lists its product as uncharacterized. NCBI's taxonomy places the organism in Eukaryota, Ciliophora, Oligohymenophorea, Peniculida, Parameciidae. The transcript has 3 exons. The record is from RefSeq and is a predicted model, not a curated record.